AGAAGAAGUUCACAAAAAAAUGGCUGCACAGCAGCAACCCGGUGGACCGAUUCCUCAAGUUGGAAUGCAGCAAGCUGCUACACUUCAACAACAGCAGUUGAGUCAACAGCAAGAUUUCGACCCUGUUCAUCGAUUCAAAAUGCUUAUUCCACAAUUAAAAGAGAGCCUCCAGAAUGUCAUGAAGAUUGCCUCUUUAAAUUUGGGACAUAAUACAUCAAUUGACAAUGGCAUAAAGAGCAGUGAUGCCAGUGUACAGCGGUUUGACAAGAGUCUGGAAGAGUUUUAUGCCCUAUGUGAUCAGCUGGAACUCUGCUUACGGCUUGCCUACGAGUGCUUAUCCCAGAGCAUUGACAGUGCCAAGCACUCUCCUAACCUGGUCCCAACAGCCACCAAGCCUGACACCGUGCAGACAGAGUCCCUGUCCUACUCACAGUACCUCAGCAUGAUCAAGUCGCAGAUCUCCUGCGCCAAAGACAUUCAUAACGCUCUAUUGGAGUGCUCCAAGAAAAUCGCAGGCAAGGGCCAGCCACCAGGAGUCCUGUAGAAAUGGGCAUUUCAUUAUAUUAUUAUUUUUCUAAAGUUAUUUGUAUUUUUUUUUUGUAAUGAUUGAUAAAGACAUACAAAGUUGAUUUAACUGUUUAACGGAUGCCCCUCUUCACUUUUCUUCCCCCCAAAAAUCUGAAAAGUAGCAAAAAUAAUGUCCUCGAGCAUCACGUAAUGAGAGUUACAACUUCCUCAGAUUAUGGAAAACCAACUGUGCCUCAGAUCCAGCCAGUCAUAAUUUCAACAACGCUAUCCCACUUUUGACACCAAUGGGGUCUUGACGACGUCACUAGGUGUUGAACUAAGGUUGCUAUAGUAUUUUUACAAGCCAAUGCCCUUUUUUUAUUUCGUUCGCUCGCUCGCUUCACAAAAAUAAAAUCUGUUAAACACUUAAAGCUGCAAUGCCCAGUGGUGAAACAGUGAUGUUCGUUUGCGAUAUUACGACAACGAAGUUACUGACAGACGUUUUCUUCCCCUCGACAUCAUUGCAUGCGUGACAGAAAAGCACAUAAUUAAUACUGCCAUUGUUUUUAACCAUGCUGCUCCAUGCUCCUGAGCUUGGCCACAAAAUUAAAUAAGAGGUGGGACAUCUGUGGCACCGUUUCCCGCUACUGUAACCAAAA
Salvelinus namaycush (lake trout) is the source of this 1166-nucleotide messenger RNA. Its product is annotated as mediator of RNA polymerase II transcription subunit 29-like. NCBI's taxonomy places the organism in Eukaryota, Metazoa, Chordata, Actinopteri, Salmoniformes, Salmonidae. Bases 20 to 544 code for a protein of 174 amino acids. Gene Ontology annotation, biological process: regulation of transcription by RNA polymerase II. Gene Ontology annotation, cellular component: mediator complex. The record is from RefSeq and is a predicted model, not a curated record. The transcript is spliced from 4 exons. Gene Ontology annotation, molecular function: transcription coregulator activity; transcription factor binding.